Molecule: messenger RNA, 3747 nt
Organism: Diachasmimorpha longicaudata
Lineage: Eukaryota; Metazoa; Arthropoda; Insecta; Hymenoptera; Braconidae
Exons: 4
Coding region: 1-3747 (1248 amino acids)
Biological process (GO): DNA recombination; DNA integration
Molecular function (GO): DNA binding
Source: RefSeq, a predicted model, not a curated record
AUGGGGAAGGAUAAGAAAAGGAAGCACUCAAGGUCGCAUUCCAGGGAACGUGAACGCAGUAAAGACCAAUCAGGGGAAAAAAUGCAAAAGAUGCAAAAACAGCUAGAUAACCUCUCGAUGCAAAUGUUGGCGUUCAUGCAAGCGCAACAAGCGCUGAUACCCCCCCCUCCUUCCCAGAGUUCAGAAACUCCCGAGAUCAUCGAAAUCAAAGAUAAAGAAAAGUCAACGCUGAUGGUCAAUGUAGAAUCGUCAGAGCUUGACAGAGCGGAGGAGUUAUUACCCCCUGAACUGCUGGAUAUCCGUGGGGAAGACCCAAGUAAACCCAAAGAGGUCCCCAUUACAUUCAAUGCAGCGAUCAAGGUUAGAAUGGAGAAAUGGCUUCAGGAAGGACUCCAAGAGGAUGUUAAGAAGAGUAUCCUCGAGAAAUAUCCUAAAAAAGGAGAAUUACGCCUGGAAACUCCAAAAAUCAAUGUGGAGAUCAGAGCAGCCCUAUCCGAAAUUGCCAAGAAGCGUGAUGUUCAUUUUGUGAAUUCACAAAAUUCAGCAGGAUCAGCACUGUCAGCUCUGGGAGCAGCAAUGUCAAUGGUCGUUGACAAUCCAGAGGAUGGCAUUGACCAAGAACUGUUGGUAUCAUACCUCUGGGAUGCAUCAAAGUUGAUGUGUGAUGUUUUUCAUCAAUUCUCAGUAGCUAGAAGAUCAUUCAUCACGCCGUUACUGAAUAAAUCAGUGAAACCGACAGUGGAAGCCACUAAACCUGACGAGUGGCUCUAUGGCGAAAAAUUCGCCGAGCAGAUCAAGGAGGCAAAAACAGUGGAGAACGCCUGCGCCAAUAUCAAGGCUCCGGAGAAACCCUCAAUCACAGCCAACAAGGGACAGGGAAACGUCAGACACCCACCUGCGAGAUACAAGCAGAACAUUCACGCAGACAUCCCGCCCUGCGAGCUCCAAGACGUCAUCAACGUCGAAUCGAACGACGAUAACAAAGAAAUAGAUGAGGUAAUCAUCCCUGCCGGUCGUUUGAGGUUAUUUACUGACGUUUGGAGAGAAAUUACAACAGAUAAAUUCAUAAUCCAGUGUCUUCAGGGAUAUAAAAUCCCGUUCAGAAAAAUUCCACAUCAAUUUAAACCUCCAAAUGCUCCGUCUCGGUUAGCAAAAAAUUGGACCACCAUUAGCGCAGAGAUUGAGAAAUUAUUAAUCAAAGGCGCAAUUGAGGAAUGUUCAGAGGAGGAAGGACAAUUUAUUUCGUCAUAUUUUCUUAUUCCUAAGCCUGAUGGCUCCAACAGGUUUAUUUUCAAUUUGAAGAGAUUAAAUCGAUUUGUUGCACAAAAGCAUUUCAAAAUGGAAGAUAUAAGAUCAGUUAAGAUCCUUCUGAAUCAAGGGGAUUGGAUGGCAUCUUUAGACUUAAAAGACGCAUAUUUUUUAAUGCCUGUACAUAGGGAUCAUCGUAAAUAUUUGCGAUUCCAAUUUAAUGGGAAGCUUUUCCAAUUUACAUGCCUACCUUUUGGUUUAUGUUCCAGUCCGUAUGUUUACACAAAGAUCUUUAAACCUGUCAUGUAUAAAUUAAGAAUUCAGGGUAUUCGUACAGUGAUUUAUAUUGACGAUCUUAUAAUUAUCGCAAAUUCGUAUUCCAAAUGUUCGAAUCAAGUGAAAAUAGCUCGGGACUUGAUUGAACGAUUGGGGUUUAUAAUUAAUUAUCAAAAGAGCUCGUUGAUACCUAAUCAGCGUUGCAGAUAUUUGGGGUUUAUAAUUAAUUCAAUAGAUUAUCGGUUAGAACUCACUGACAAGAAAAAAGAACAAAUUUCCACCUUAUGCGGUGAAUUACAAAUAGGAAUAUCAUGUCAAAUCCGUGAAUUUGCAAAAUUACUUGGUAUUUUGACAGCGGCUUGCCACGCGGUUGCGUAUGGGUCAAUUCAUUGUAAACAUUUAGAAAGAAAAAAGUUUCUAGCCUUGUUACGGAAUGAUUAUAAUUAUGAGGGCGAAAUGAUUAUUGAGGAAUCCAUGAUGAAAGACCUGAACUGGUGGGAAAGAAAUUCGUUGAUAGGAUUUAAUCCUAUUAGAACAAACGAUUUCCAGAUUGAAAUUUUUUCGGAUGCAUCCCUCACAGGUUGGGGAGCACACUGCGAAGGGGUAAGCUCUCAUGGAUUCUGGUCAAUAAAAAAUAAGAAGUUCAGCAUCAAUUACCUUGAAUUACUUGCGGUGUUCCACGGGUUAAAAUGUUUUGCAUCUCGCCUUUCGAACUGUGAGAUUCUUCUGAGGGUUGAUAAUGCCACGGCUAUAUCAUACGUCAACCGAACAGGUGGGGUACAGUUCCCUCAUCUAAGCAAUUUAGCCAGGGAAAUUUGGAGCUGGUGUGAAAGUAAAAACCUGUGGGUGUUUGCCUCAUACAUAGCUUCAGAAGAGAAUGUAGAGGCAGAUCGAGCCUCUCGAAUUUUGAAUAUAGAUACGGAAUGGGAAUUGAACAAAAAGAUAUUCAAAGAAAUUUCUCAGAAAUUUGGUCCAUUCUCUAUCGACUUGUUUGCAUCAGAAUCAAACAGAAAGUGUGACAGGUUUUGUUCUAGAUUCCCUAGUCCUGGAACUUGUACGGUAGAUGCUUUCACCAUUCCUUGGAGAACUGAAAGAGGGUAUUGUAGUAGUACCGGAUUGGCCCACGCAACCGUGGUACCCGCUGUUCAUGUCCCUUCUAAUAUCUCCACCUUUGAUAAUGAAACCAGAGAAAAAUCUAUUACUCUCACCUUGCAGGGAGAAGAUCCAUCCGCUAGCACCGAAACUCUCUUUGAUGGCAGGAGUUUUAUCAGGAGAGCGUUCUUGAAUAAAGGGGUCGAUGAAGAGGCAGCAGAAAUUUUAGUGGAUUCACUUGCCUCAUCGACAAUUAAACAAUAUCAAAGUGCCUUACGUCCAUGGAGAGAUUUCAGUUUAAAAAAUAAUAUAAAUCCAUAUAAGUCGAGUUCAACAGACAUUAUCAAAUUUCUCUUCGAGAAAUUUCAAAAUGGGGCGAGUUAUACAGGGCUAAAUACUACCCGUUCUGCAAUCUCUCUAAUUUCAUCUGAAGAUAUUCAUACCGAUGGAUUAAUCUCGCGUUUUCUAAAAGGGAUUUAUAGGAAAAAACCGAGCAGACCAAGAUAUGCCUCAACUUGGGACCCUGCACCAGUGUUAGAUUAUUUAAAAAAUCUUAAACCCCUUGUGGAUUUAUCACUUAGAGAAGCCACAGAAAAAGUAGUGACUCUUAUGGCUUUGACCACUGCGCAUAGAUUACAAACCCUUGCGGCUAUAAACAUAAAUAAUAUUGAGUACUCUGAUUCAGGUAUAAAAAUAAAAAUUCCCGAUUUACUAAAGACGUCUAAAGCAAAGAGUUUCCAACCUGAACUUGUACUACCAGUAUUUAAAGCAAAACCAGAAUUAUGUGUCGGCUCACUCAUCAAAGAAUAUUUAAAAAUAACUAAUGAGUUCAGACCGGAAAAUAAUAAGAAUUUAUUUAUUUGCACUCGAAAACCCUAUGAAAAAGCAUCAACAGAUACACUGAGCCACUGGAUAAAAUCUACUUUAAAUAAAGCAGGAGUGGAUACAACUCAGUUUACAGCAUAUAGCACGCGUCAUGCCUCUGUUUCUGCGGCUUAUCGAGGGGGUGUUAGUAUUGAUACCAUUAGACGCACUGUGGGAUGGUCAAAAAACUCUCAGGUGUUCGCCAAAUUUUAUAAUAAGCCUCUGACUAACACAGAAGACUUCGCAUUAAGUAUAUUGAAUACCUAA